Molecule: messenger RNA, 1224 nt
Organism: Anopheles darlingi
Lineage: Eukaryota; Metazoa; Arthropoda; Insecta; Diptera; Culicidae
Product: polyprenol reductase
Exons: 1
Coding region: 153-1109 (318 amino acids)
Biological process (GO): polyprenol catabolic process; dolichol-linked oligosaccharide biosynthetic process
Cellular component (GO): endoplasmic reticulum
Molecular function (GO): 3-oxo-5-alpha-steroid 4-dehydrogenase activity
Source: RefSeq, a predicted model, not a curated record
GUGUGAACAAUUCAUGAGUCGUGUCCUACUUAUAAUUUCUCCCAACUUGCGGCCCCAGUGGUCAUGGGAUUACGUUGGCACGCUUUCAUCUCUUCACAACAGUGCUUAAGCCCGGAAAAGACGACGUGUACACCGUGCAACCUGCGUAGAAAAUGAUUCCCUCGUGGCCGGUGGAUCUUCGAUCGAUCAACCUGAUCAACUUCUUGUUCGUGAAUCUGAUCUUGACCGUGGUGGUGCUGGGUGGUUUGUUGGCGACAAUUGAGAAACAUCUUCCCACCGCCAUUCGGCAAACGUUCCGGUACGGCAAGCACGCACUCAAGGAUACACCGCCUGAUCGUCUGGUGUCGCUGCUGGAAGUGCCGAAAGCAUGGUUUAAGCACUUCUACAUCUUUGCUGCCCUGUGGUCGGUGGCCGGGUUCUACUACAUGCUGCAGGCCUACCUGACCGGCCGUCCCGCUCCCGAUUAUGUGAUCAACUUUCUCGACACGAUGGCCACCAAUCGGCGCACGGUGCGCACCACCCCGACUGAGACGAUGGUCGCGAUGACGCUCAUCACGAUGCAGUGUUUGCGGCGCUUCUACGAAACCUGGUUCGUGCAAGUGUUCUCUACCAAGCUGAAGAUCAACCUGUCCGCCUACCUCGUGGGAUACAUACACUACUUUUGCACCAUCGUCACGAUACUGUCGCAAGCAGAGGGAUUCACCCGGGCCGGCCCCAUUGCACUACCCACCAAUGCGUACCGUUUCGAACCAAGUCUGGCGCUAGCCAUCGCAAUCGGAGCAUUCUUCUACGCCUGGCUGCACCAGUACCGAGCGAACGUAAUUAUGGCGAAUCUCCGCAAGGAUCGUACGGGCCGAGUGAUCAGUCAGAAGCACAGCCUACCGACGGGAGACUACUUUGAGGUCGUUUCCUCACCCCACAUGUUCUUCGAGAUCGUGAUGUACGUGGUAUUGUUCGGAAUUCUGCACCGCAACACCUCGAUGGUGUACGUGCUGCUGUGGGUCGUUUCGAACCAGCUGAUGAACUCCUGGCUCACGCAUCAGUGGUACAUCGAACAGUUCCCUGACUAUCCCAAGCAGCGACGAGCAUUGAUACCGUACGUGAUUUGAGGCUCGCCGUCGCGGUUCCAGUUUUCAAUCGGUGCCGGUAACAUUUACACAUUUUUUCAUGGUGCUAUUCGGUUUAUAAGUAAUUAUACAUUCUCCGUCUGUCGAGAAACAAUAA